Loxodonta africana (African savanna elephant) is the source of this 3510-nucleotide messenger RNA. RefSeq names its product solute carrier family 39 member 11 (gene SLC39A11). The transcript has 8 exons. Bases 667 to 1539 code for a protein of 290 amino acids. Gene Ontology annotation, molecular function: zinc ion transmembrane transporter activity. Gene Ontology annotation, biological process: zinc ion transmembrane transport. Gene Ontology annotation, cellular component: membrane. The record is from RefSeq and is a predicted model, not a curated record. NCBI's taxonomy places the organism in Eukaryota, Metazoa, Chordata, Mammalia, Proboscidea, Elephantidae.
GCAUGCAAAAGAAGGAGGCCUGGUUUCUCAGUGGUUAAGCACUCAGCUGCUAAACAAAGGUUGGUGGUUUGAACCCACCACCAACUCUGUGGGAGAAAGAUGUGGCAGUGUGCUUCUGUAAAGAUUUACAGCCUUGGAAAUCCUAUGAGGCAGUUCUGCUCUGUCUUAUAGGGUCACUAUAAGUCAGAAUCAACUUGAUGGCAAAGGUUUUUUUUGUUUGUUUUUAGCAGGCAAAUGUCUUACCAAUCAGUCUAGAAUCAUUGAUACUUCUUUCUUACUAGGUCCUAUCAGCAUAAUGUCAUCAAUGUAAUGGACCCGUGUGACAUCUUGUGGAAGGGAAAGUCAGUCAGUGCCCCUCUGGACUAAAUUAUGACAUAGGGCUGGAGAGUUGAUGUGCCCCUGAGGUGGGAUAGUAAAGGUGUAUUUCUGGCCUUACCAGCUGAAGACAAACUGCUCCUGGUGUUCAUUUGAAAUUGGAAUCGAGAAAAAGGCUUGGGUCAGAUCAAUAGCUGCAUACUAAGUACCAGGAAAUGUAUCAAUUUGCUCAAGCAUUGAAACCACAUCUGAAACAGCAACUGCAGUUGGAGUCACCACCUGGUUAAGUUUACCAUAAUCGACUGUCAUCCUCCAAGAUCCAUCUGUUUUUUUGCACGGGCCAUAUAGGUCAUGUUAGCAGCUUCCUAUUGGUCCCUGCUGGCUCCAGCGGUUGAGAUGGCCACGUCCAGUGGAGGCUUUGGUGCCUUUGCCUUCUUUCCUGUGGCUGUUGGCUUCACCCUUGGAGCUGCUUUCGUCUACCUGGCUGACCUGCUGAUGCCUCACCUGGGUGCAGCAGAAGACCCUCAGACAGCCUUGGCACUGAACCUGGACCCUCAGCUGAUGAAGAAGAAGUCCGAUCCCGAGGGUCCUGCACUGCUCUUCCCCGAGAGUGAACUUUCCAUCCGGAUAGGUAGAGCUGGGCUUCUUUCAGACAAGAGCGAGAACGGCGAGGCCUAUCAGAGGAGGAGGGUGGCUGGCCUCCCAGGGGACCCUGCUCCCCCCGUGCCUUCCCGAGGGAACCCCAUGCAGCCCGGAGGCGGCAGCUGGAGGAGGAUCGCCCUGCUCAUCCUGGCCAUUACCAUCCACAAUGUUCCAGAGGGCCUUGCUGUUGGAGUUGGAUUUGGGGCCAUAGAAAAGACUGCAUCUGCCACCUUCGAGAGUGCCAGGAAUUUAGCCAUUGGAAUCGGCAUCCAGAAUUUCCCAGAGGGCCUCGCUGUCAGCCUGCCCUUGCGAGGGGCUGGCUUCUCCACCUGGAGAGCCUUCUGGUACGGGCAGCUAAGCGGCAUGGUGGAGCCUCUGGCCGGCGUCUUUGGUGCCUUUGCGGUGGUGUUUGCUGAGCCCAUCCUGCCCUACGCUCUGGCCUUUGCUGCUGGCGCCAUGGUCUACGUGGUCAUGGACGACAUCAUCCCAGAAGCCCAGACCAGUGGUAAUGGAAAACUGGCCUCCUGGGCCUCCAUCCUGGGAUUUGUGGUGAUGAUGUCCUUGGACGUUGGCCUGGGCUAAUGCUGAGAUACUUCAAAACCCCGGAAAGGCAGUGCUUGGAAGAGCAGUGAUUGGCUUCCUUGGAACCAAGAGCCUCUUUCUUCACAUUAAAACAUUCUUCUUUCUUUCCUCUUCAUCUCAUUAUCUUGAUUGACUCUGAUUGUAAUAUGACUCUUUUUCACUUUUCUUUUGAGGGAGAUUUUGGUUUUAUUUGGGAUUUCAAGGUGUCAUGGAAUGAUAGAUUUUUCUUUUGGCCACUGUAUGGACUCUUCUUCAGUGGGAUUAUCAAGGACAUACAGAUCAGGGAAAUCUCUGCUUUCGAACCUUCAGUCUCCCUCGUUAGACUCUACAGCAACUCUUUGAAGGCUACCAGCAGAAGCAAGCUACCAAGAGACGUCUCCUAUGCUCCUUCUGCCCAGUGACUCAGAGCAGAAUGGCCAGGACGUCUCUUGUCUGUCCCACCUGAUCCUUCACUUCUUGUCCUCUGAUUAUUUAGACCAGAACUGGAAGAUCAUGGACAUAGCAAAAUACUUUCCAAGGUUCAGCCAGCCCAGGAAGCAAUAUACUUUCCUUUACUUCCCCAGAGGGACACAGACAAAGAGGGUGAACUUGGCUAGCCUGUCUCUCUCUCUCUCUUUUAAGGGAAAGAUUGAUAUUAUUGAAGUUAAUGGAAUUAGGACAAUGAAAACACACAGUAAGCCCUGUGAAAAAAAGAUGGAGCGUAGCUUAGAUGACUGACCUCAGCUCUCUUUGGGUGGGAAAGUGGAUUCCAAGAGCAACGUGAUUCAUUAUGGUUUCUGAGUCCUCUAGGUAUUUAAUUUAAUAAGUUUAUAGCCUUAAUUUCUACAAGAGGUUUGGGAACUCCAGUAAACUGUUCUCACUCAAAUCCUUCAUUCUACUUCUGGAGGAAGCCACUGUAAUGAAGGGCAUUUGGAAUCUGCCAUGGGCCGUUCUCUGUUGACCGUUUGGUAACUUGUAACCUGACCCAGAACUCAGAAGCUGCAAUAGGCUCUGCAGGAGUUUGGCCAGAGAGCAUAGGAUGGGAAAGGAGGAAAGGUUAGGAAAAGAAGUGAUAUUUUUACAUUUUCCUUUUAAAGUAAAUUGUAGCCACGCUAUCAUUCUGAAAUGACCCUAAAGAAUGGCUUGAACUAGACUGGAAGCCAACCUGCUCUUUCAGACACAUAGCUUCCAUCUGUUUCAAACACAGCUAAGGUCUGCUGUCCUCAUGGGUCAAAGGAGAUACAGGAUCUUGAGUGGACUCCACUGAGAGGCAGGUAGCCAAGAGCCAGGUAUCCAGUCAUUGUUUUUCAAUGCCUACCCUCUGCGUUUACAUGCUCAGUUGCUUCCAAGGGUGAAUCUCCUGCUGUGUACAUGUUCUAAGACUCCAAGGGCCAACUUUGUGCCUGGGUCUGUGUAUGUUUUUCCGAAGCACUGAUGAUCAAAAUUGAAGAUGCACUCAGAGAUUUGAUGGGUUGAGAUUAACUAGUUUGGUGGGUGGUAUGUGUGCGUGUAUGUUUUAUUUUUAUGUCUUUGUAUGUAGUUCUACCUAAUGCAGAUUGUUGUUUUUGAUGAACAAGACCUCAUAACUGUGAUUAAUAUCAAUAAAGGGGAUAUUGUUGUGAAUGACCUGGCUGUAUUGAGUUCUUUUCAAAGUCACUUCUUUGCAGGGAUGAUAAUACAAGAGUUAACUAAACUUAGUACUAACAUCACCCCUACCCAGCAUCAGUGGCAGCAAAGGAAAGAGCUUGGUUGCAAACAACGGCAUCCAACUCCAGCUUAUUUAAAGACGAAAGGGAUUCAAUGGAAGCUGUAAGGGAGCUCAUAGGAUCUACGGGAGAACUGGGCUGGAAAAUGGGUGGGAUCCAAGGAAAUUAGAGCCCUGGAUCCAUGAGUAGAUCACACCUCAAGAAGAGCUUAGUUUAGGUGCCAUGGCCCCCACUGCUGGUCACUAUACACCAAUGCCCCCACUGAAACUGCCCCUCGGUACUACCA